This is a messenger RNA of Delphinapterus leucas (beluga whale), 1212 nucleotides long. The record is from RefSeq and is a predicted model, not a curated record. NCBI's taxonomy places the organism in Eukaryota, Metazoa, Chordata, Mammalia, Artiodactyla, Monodontidae.
AUGGUUUUGGAAGUGCUGAACUCAGUGCAUUAUAACAUCACCAGCAUGGUGACCGAAGUUGCGCCUGUUGCCAGCAUUGCAAUCCUGCUGCUCACUGGCUUUCUUCUCUUGGUUUGGAAUUAUAAAAACACAUCCUCAAUACCAGGUCCUGGCUACUUUCUGGGAAUUGGACCCCUCAUUUCCUACUGCAGGUUCCUCUGGAUGGGGAAUGGCAGUGCCUGCAAUUACUACAACAAGACGUAUGGUGAAUUCGUGAGAGUCUGGAUAUAUGGAGAGGAAACCCUCAUUAUUAGCAAGUCCUCAAGCGUGUUCCACGUAAUGAAGCACAGUCACUACACAUCCCGAUUCGGCAGCAAACUUGGGUUGCAGAGCAUUGGCAUGCAUGAGAAAGGCGUCAUAUUUAAUAAUAAUCCAGUCCUCUGGAAAGCUGUUAGAACUUACUUUAUGAAAGCUUUGUCUGGCCCCGGCCUGGUGCGCACGGUGACCGUCUGUGCUGAUUCCAUCACCAAGCAUCUGGACAGGCUGGAGGAGGUCUGCAACGAGUCGGGCUAUGUGGAUGUGUUGACCCUCGUGCGGUGCAUCAUGCUGGACACCUCUAACAAGCUCUUCCUGGGGAUCCCCUUUAACGAAAGGGCCAUCGUGGUUAAAAUCCAGGGUUAUUUUGAUGCAUGGCAAGCUCUCCUUCUCAAACCAGACAUCUUCUUUAAGAUUUCUUGGCUAUGCAGAAAGUAUGAAAAGUCUGUUGAGGAGCUGAAAGAAGAAAUGGAAAUUCUGGUAGAAAAAAAAAGAAACAGGAUUUCCGUAGCAGAGAAACUGGAAGACUCAAUGGAUUUCACCACUGAGUUGAUUUUGGCUGAGAAGCGUGGUGACCUGACAAGAGAGAAUGUGAACCAGUGCGUAUUGGAAAUGCUGAUCGCAGCACCGGACACCAUGUCUGUCUCUGUGUUUUUCAUGCUGUUUCUCAUUGCAAAGCACCCCCUAGUUGAAGAGGCAAUAAUGAAGGAAAUCCAGACUGUUGUUGGUUAUAGGUUCUGUGCCAGGGGCAAGGGCACCGCGGUGAACAAGCCAGUGCCAUCCCUGCAGUCCUGGGCUCUCAGUCUCGUGAGAAAAAGAGAAUUCAAGAAACAAGCUCAGUGGAGUGAGAGAGAGUCACAGAAUGAUGGGGGUACAGGCAACACAGGGGAAACUGCUCUUGAGAUCAUAAACCUUUAA